Molecule: messenger RNA, 921 nt
Organism: Cutaneotrichosporon oleaginosum
Lineage: Eukaryota; Fungi; Basidiomycota; Tremellomycetes; Trichosporonales; Trichosporonaceae
Molecular function (GO): RNA binding
Source: RefSeq, a predicted model, not a curated record
AUGCGCGCUCUGAUUGUCACCCAGGACGCCUCGAUCAUCAUUGGUCGCGCUGGUGCCCAUGUCAAUGAGAUUAGGGAGAAGUCUGGCGCCCGUGUCACCAUCUCCGAGUCUAUUCCCGGCAACCCCGAGCGGAUACUGAACGUUUUCGGCGCACUCGACGCCGUUUCCAAGGCGUUCGGCCUCAUUGUGCGCCGCAUCAAUGACGAGCCAUUUGACGUCGCAUCUGUCCCCGGCUCGCGUGCCGUCACCAUCAAGUUCAUCAUCCCCAACUCGCGCAUGGGCAGCGUCAUCGGCCGCGGUGGCUCCAAGAUAAAGGAGAUUCAGGACGCUUCGGGCGCUCGCCUGAACGCCUCCGAGGUCAUGCUUCCUGGUUCGACCGAGCGCAUUCUCUCUGUCUCUGGCGUGGCCGACGCGAUUCACAUCGCCGUCUACUACAUUGGUACCAUUCUCCUCGAGUACCAGGAGCGUAACCCUGGCCCUCCUGGUGGUGCCUAUCGUCAGCAGUCUGGCGGAUACCAGCAGCCCGCGAGCGGCGGAUUCUCUGGCCCGCCUCCUCGCGGCGGCGGCGGUGGCGGCGGUGGUGGUGGUGGUGGUGGCGGCGGCGGCGGCGGUAGCGGCGGCGCCCCGCCAGUCGACAUUGCCAGUCCCGGUUCGGCAACUCAGCAGAUCUUCAUUCCCAACUCGCUUGUCGGUGCCAUCAUUGGCAAGUCGGGUGUCAAGAUCAACGAGAUCCGCGCGCAGUCUCAAUGCCAGAUCCGCGUCACGGAGCCGGGAACCGCGCCCGGCCCCGGCCAGGUUGCGAACCCGGACGAGCGCCUUGUCACGAUCACGGGUCAGCCCAACAACAUCAACGUUGCUGUGCAGAUGCUCUACCACCGUCUCGAGGCCGAGAAGGCCAAGGCCGCGCAGGGCGGGAUGUAG